AUGGCUAUAGAGAAUCCUUUCCUCAGGGUGGCAAAUCUGGUCAUCCAGAUCAUAUUUGCGACAAAUUACAACUCAAACAUCGACAGAGACAGCCUCGAAUUUGCACUCUACAAGAACAGUCGUUUCCAGAACUGUUCGUCUCACAGCCCGCCACCCAACAUCGACUGUAGCGUCAUCAACGGCCAGCUGUCACAAAGCAAGAUAUACAAAGACUACAUCAACCAGGGCCAAAACUACCUGAACCAGCUAAACUACUACAACGACGAAAGCAAAGCCGACAGCGGCGUCAAACACACCUGGUGCAACCUCGCCAGCUGCCUCAACGGCUUCCGCGUCAUCCCCUCGACACCACGCGACUCCGCCUUCACCUUCACCGGCAUCGAGCAGUGGGCAAACCUCAACCUCAUAGCCAUCACCGCCCUCUGGGCCCUCCGCACCGAAUUCUUCAAAAGCAAAGAAAAAUGCCCGUACAACUGCAAGGGCAUGCGGGUGUGGGACUGGCCCCCCAUCGCGUACGCCACCGUCCAGUCCGGCUUAUGGUGCUACUCGUUCGUCACCCUCGCCUCGGAUCCACACGGUGCUAGCCCCAUGUCCGUCAUCUCCUGGGUCACGCCGUGGAUCUACGCGUACGGCACGCAGUACCACCCGCUCGCGUGCGCGUUCGCCGAUCAUCCGCGCCGGAAGAAGGUCGUGCUGGCCACGCUGGUCGCGGCGACGGCGGCGCAGUGGAUCGCGAGCUGCUACGUCUUCAGCCUGGAGUACUACGCCCUCGCGACCGGGAUCAGCCACGACCCGAGCCGCCGAUACGACUGCGUGGCGGAGUGGAUGGAGGCUGUGCCGGGCGCCGCGCCGCAGUGCUCGCCCGAGCAGGUGUGCGGCAGGGACUGGCUGUUCAAGGACCCGGGGCUGCAGUCGUACGUGGAUGUGUCGAGUGCCGUUUACCUCGCUGCGUUUGCGGUCUGGAGCGGCGGUCUGGUGCUGCCGUUUUUCGCGUUCGGGAUCGGAUGGCUUGGGGAUGGAGUGCUUACGUGCCGCUGGGGCUCGAUGCGCGAUGGGGUUUUCCUUUCGAUUGUGCGCUUCUUCAGGCCGAUUUGGUUCAUCGCGCCGAUUGCUGGGGCGAUCGUCUACUUUGGGAUUAAUCUCCUUGUUCGAUUGGGACCCUUUCUCGUCUCCACCGCCGCCGUAGCCAGGUGGACGAAAUGGUGGGAGAACGACGACUUGGAUUCUCUCGGCACACAGCUUGAAUUCCCACUCUCAUUCGAAGCCGAAGUCGAUGGCGCAAGAGAUUAUGCAGCAAUCCGACUGCGUAUGGUGCUUCCAUUCGAGGAGUACGACACGAUGAAGCCCGUGCACGUCAUAAUCCCUCCGCAGAACAUCACAAACGUGCGUGUGCAGCGUGUCCGCAGUGCCGAUCCCAUCGUCCGCCACGCACUAUGGCCCGGCAGGCCGAUAGCCUCUAUUCCGGACUACAGCGUCGUGGUCAUCCACAUUUCCAAGGGACCGCCCGCUCUGGUGGUCGGCCCCUCGGACGGAAUGACGCCCCAAUUCGACCGUGCGGAGCUCGUUCUGAACCGCUUCCAAUGGAUGGCCGACUCGCACACUUACAAGAUCUACGUGCCUCGCGAUGCUUUCACGGAUGAUGAGCUGCGCACCUUGCGUCGUACCCUGAACAGCGAUGCGUACGAGCUGAACCCGGAUGAACUCACCGACCCUUCCUACGAAGGCUACAGAGUCAUCAGUGGGCCCCGGAACAAGGUGCUUGCCGACAGUGAUCCGCCAACCUCGUCGGACGAAAGUGCCUCUUCCCAAUCUUCACCACCACUCUCUCCAUUCCGAGUGCCUAAUGGUCGUCGCUUAAGAAUACCUGCGACAAACAAGAGGAAGAGACCUGCCACGGAUCAAGCUUCUCGCUCGGAUGACCUGCAUCCAAGCAUCGCCGACCACCUGCAGCAACUUGAGGAGCGGCUGACGCAGAGGAUGGACGCACAGUGCGAGGAGAAGGUCCAACGCAUGCUCGCUGAGAGCAAAGACGCCAUCCUUUCUGAGGUCGACGCCCGGUUGGAUGCGCGCUUGGCCGAGAUUCGGGCGGAUAUUGCCAACAAGCCGUACGAACCGAGAGAAGGAGGAGCAGCGGAUCUGGACAGGGAGCUGGAGCUUAAGAUUGAAGCCCGCCUUCCGAGCCUGAAAGAUGAGCUUCGCGAAGUGGUGUGUGACAAUGUGAAAGCGCGGCUGAUAAAUGCUCUGAGCCGUGGAAACUCUGCUAGCUAA
This is a messenger RNA of Lasiodiplodia theobromae, 2268 nucleotides long. RefSeq names its product Kinesin family protein. The record is from RefSeq and is a predicted model, not a curated record. The transcript has 4 exons. NCBI's taxonomy places the organism in Eukaryota, Fungi, Ascomycota, Dothideomycetes, Botryosphaeriales, Botryosphaeriaceae. The coding region runs from base 1 to 2268 and encodes 755 amino acids.